Molecule: messenger RNA, 2860 nt
Organism: Amoebophrya sp. A120
Lineage: Eukaryota; Dinophyceae; Syndiniales; Amoebophryaceae
Source: the annotation of a GenBank genome assembly
AUCCAUUCGAAAUUCGAUCACUAUGCAUCCUCCUCAAAAAAGAGUGCAAAAUGACGGGGAGUCCCCUCAACAUAAUAACCAGCAACCCGACAGCUAGCCUCUUUUGAACAACUUAGUAGACUUCAACUUAGAAAACUAAUUCGGAUUUCCAAUAUCGCUUUCGUGUAUUGAAUCUAGCCCUGCACAUCCGUCGAAAAGUGUUCUUUACUUUGCAUCAUCUGCAUCAAUUUGAAUUUGCAACCACGACCACGCUACAGACAUAUUUUGACUUCCUGCAUAUUCUGCUUCAAAUUUCGCACUUACCAUAUCUUUUCCGUCGACGUCCUCAGUUUUUUGCUACUGGAAGACAAACCUGCAUAAGUACUCACGUUCUGUUGUUCCUCACUCACAAAAAAGCACGCACGAUAAAAUGACUGUGUUGUCGAAGAUGCUUGCUCACACCGCGGUCGCGGUGACUUUGUCCCGUGCCGUCUCGUUGCGAUCUGGUACGCAGACCCCCCCGCCGCACGGAAAUAAUAACGCCGCUGCGGCCAGUACGGGUACGACUCCAAGCACUCCCGGCACGAACCUCUCGGGCUCGGAAACGCACGACAUCUGGGGGGACAAUCCUCUGUCGGAGACUGACAGAGCCUUGCUGCUAUGGAACCUGAUGCGCAUGCAUGGGCGAGAAGUAGAACCUGAAAACAACUAUGUUGCCCCGCCACCACCCGAAAAUGGUACAACCGGAGGAGCUGCUCCCAGCAAUCUUCCGGAGGGCCUCGGUCCCAUGACCGCCGCGGACAUCCAAAAUUUGGUGCGCAACGUACAGCCCACGAACAAUUUCAAUGGCCUGUACAACACCAUCACCGACGUGCCGCCGCGCCCCGUGAUGGACGCCGCAACUUCGCUCGUGAGUCAGCAACAGAAUUAUGGCGCUUACAUUCCGCCCGUCGUCCCCGCGAACCUGCUGCAACCGCAGCCGCAGCGUAUUCUCGGACCGUCGAACCUAACCGACCAACCGCAGAACUACGGUGCUUACAUACCACCAAUCGUCGCGGAGCCGGAGUUGCAACAGCCGCAACCACGCCGCAUCUUGCAGUUUUUGCCCGAGUCUCCAGAGGACACCAACCUGGAGCAGACGCCGCAAUCCAUGGUGCGGUAUGUCAAUCCCGCCUUCCAGGCAGUUUACGGAGAGGAGUUGGAAAGGCCUCAAGCGGACCUCAUCGCCGCAAGAGAGCGGGAACAGGCCGAACACUUGUUCGAGACCCCACUGCGGAACGCAAAUCCUGGGCCGGGCCGGUGGGCGCAGGACCAGAAUGGUCGGGUGGGCGACACCCCGUGGGCGCUCUUGGGCGUGAACGAGGACCGGAUGCGGCGGUUCAGGGAGCGAGAGGCGAGGCGGCAGGACCUUAUGCAAAAUGGGCGCGAUGAAGGUGUGGUCCGGAGCCUCUUCGGCGCGGGUGCUGGGACGGAAGAGGAACUACCUGUUCCGGUUGUGGAUCAUGCGGUCGAGGAAAAUGACGACAAUCUCUCGGUCGCGACCCUGUUGUCUCCCCGCGGUCUGAAUGGUGCGGAACAUGGCCACGUCAACAGUCCGGCUACUUCGGAAGCAACGUUUGCCGUGCCAGUUGCCGGGUCGCCGCAGUCUAUGGCCGCCGGGUCGCCGCAGUCUAUCGCGUCCAUGGUGGAAUACCCGGCUGCUCGCCCAGAUUCUCGUCCUCCGUCCCCUUCCCGUCUUACCAGGCGAAACGUUGCGCUCUACCUCGAGGACAAUACCAACCUUGCCUCCCGUGCGGAAAGCGGCGUUGGCAGCGUCCCGCAGACUCCGUCCGCCAAACGCGCGCAUGGCCGCGCCGCGCGUCGCAGCAGAACAAGCUUGAGUAAGAGACGAGGUGCGACGUCGUCACGGUCCUCGUCCUCCGGCCGCACGCCCCGCAGCAGAAGCGUAACGCCGCUGGGUGCGUCUGCCCCGUCCGAGCAAAUCGCUGAGGUCGCCAGUCCGAUGCGUCGUGGCGUUCUGCGUCGGGGACAGGAGGUACGUGUCAAUCCGCCAGAGAACUCAGGCAAGGCCACCAGAGAUAUCAGUGCGAGCGCCGCUACCUUGAUGCAUUCGACCGCAACUUCUAAUCAGUUCGCGUCGACUCUCAACACCUUGAGCGCCUCGCAGCCGGCUUCCUAUUCCACUCGCCCCAAUCUGGUGAAGACCCCGGGGGGCAAAAUCUGGGAGAAGCUGGGGCCCAAACCAGGACACGGUUACAGGCUGAAAUACAUUCCCGCCCAAAAAAAGUUGUAGGUGCGUUAUGUUGUUGAGUAGAAAUCGAAGUUUGAGAACAAAGUCAAAAUUUGGUCUAGUAGCUGCUCUUUGUAGUAGCCAUUUCAUAAUAUCUACCUGGCUUCGCGCUAGAGAAUAAGUUAAAGAAUUAAGUCUAUGAUGCUUCUAUCGCUACGGCUGCGUAGGUCAAUUAAACGUAAACCAGUAUGGUGUUGCAAGCUAAUUAAAACUUGAUGUAAGAUACGGCUGCUGUUGCUGAGCCAUUUGUUGUACUCGUCUAUCUUUUUUCUGCAUUCCCCUGCCUUGGACUUACAAAUUAGUAGCAACAGUACCGUCAUGUGACUUCUAUCUUCCAGACAAAACGAAGUCGCUCGUCUUGAAACUCCAAUGCACAAAUUCUAUAGCCAUUUUUAGCACCGCUCUAGUUUUUCUUUUCUGAAAACCAUGCAGAGUUUUUGCGCAAGGUAAGUAGCGGAUUCCUUGCAUUCCUUCGUAUCUUUCUCAGACAGCAAUCUUUCAGCUUAGACAUUGCAAUACGAGAUUGUAGUUCCCUAACAUGAGUAGAGACGAUGACGAAGAAAUUCAAAAUGAAUACAAAAACGCAUGCAG